AGAAAGAAAGAAAGAAAGAAAGAAAGAAAGAAAAUAAUGAUAGCCAUUGACCCUUAGUUAAAAUGAAUGGCCGCUUUGCUCCUUCUCUUCAAAAGUUGUAUCUGUUUGCUGCUUGUGCACUUGUAAUCUCUUACAGUUGCUACAGAUACAUUGUCAUUUUGAAGUCAUAAAAGAUGAAUCAGGCAUCCCAAAUGGAUAAUCUUGCAGAAAUGUUCCAACUCCUCAUUCAUCUAUGUUCACCUGUGAGGAAUUGAGUGAAAUUCAUUAAUUGGGAGUAGACUAGUAACUAUUAAAUAAUUAUUUAUAUAAUUAUAAUUAAUGAAUAAUUAUUAUAAUAUUGGGAGUAGAGCAGUAAUUAUUAAAUAAUUAUUUAUAUAAUUAUAAUUAAUGAAUAACUAUUGUAAGAUUCAACUCAGAUCAUGGACUGGGACCUAAAUGGUAAUUGCUAAAAGUAAGAAUCCGCUUCUGAGGGAAGGAUGGAAUCCAGGCCCAACUGGAAUAUUCACUUUUAUUACAUCCCUUUCUCCGCAGGUCUUUGUGGCAACUCAUUCAGGAAUGUACCGCAAACCUGUCCUUGGCAUGUGGGAUUAUCUGUGCAAAAAGGCAAAUGGUGGCUUAGAAGUGUCUUUGCAAGAAAGUGUCUAUGUAGGAGAUGCUGCUGGACGUCCAGCAAACUGGGCCCCUGGACAGAAGAAGAAAGAUUUUUCUUGCAGUGACCGUCUGUUUGCUUUGAAUGCUGGCCUUCCCUUCUACACUCCUGAAGAAUAUUUCCUGGGUUGGAAACAGGCACCGUUUGCACUCCCCGACUUUGAUCCUCGAGCAUUGGACCCUAAAGCUGAACUGUAUGAUCCACCCAAUGCCUCCUUGAUCUCAUCCUCCUCAGAGCUGGUUAUAGCUGUUGGCUUCCCUGCUGCUGGCAAAUCAACUUUUUUGAAGAGACAUUUAGUCUCAGUUGGAUAUGCGUAUGUCAACCAGGACACCCUUGGUUCAUGGAAGAAAUGUGUGGCAUUGUGUGAAACAUCAUUGCAAGCAGGAAAGAGUGUAGUAGUGGAUAAUACCAACCCAGAACUGGAAUCGAGACGCAGGUACACUGAAUGUGCUAAGAAGGCCAGCGUUCCCUGCCGCUGCUUUCUUUUUACUGCCUCACUGGAACAAGCCAAGCAUAACAACAGACUCCACCACUUGGAUAUCCAUCAGAUACUGAAUAGCCUUGUGCAUGAGCUUACGUUUUACCUGGUUCCUAGAGGAAGAAAAGAGAUGGAAUCUAUUCGGAGGAUGGGAGCGGAACUCUAACCUCAACCAAACCUAACAGUCUGAAGGACCCAGGAUCAGUGGUGGUGCAGUUCCAGGGAUCUGAAAACAAGGUAAGGCAGCCGCCAUUCGGGUGAUCUGAUCCAAAUCACUUGUUUCUGUGAUAGGGACGGCCACCCGCCCCCUCGAAAGCAAUUUACUGGGCUGCUAGUACCUGUCCCUGUCCCUAGAGUAUUGUCUGUCCUCUUGCCUUGAGUAUCUGGGGAAGAAUAUCUCUGUUGUUGGAAGUGUUGGCCAGGAAGCCGGUAUGGAGGCCUCCUUGGAUAAGGGGCUGGACACUGAUCAGAGAGCUUGGCCAUGGAAGGGAGGAUCCUGCACUUAUUUUUAUCUUCCACUAGAAUAGGAUCAAGGUAAGCACCAAUUUGUCUCCGGCAUACUCAGCUGCUGCCAGGUUCC
Thamnophis sirtalis is the source of this 1707-nucleotide messenger RNA. NCBI's taxonomy places the organism in Eukaryota, Metazoa, Chordata, Lepidosauria, Squamata, Natricidae. The record is from RefSeq and is a predicted model, not a curated record.